CAUGAUCUAGCAGUGGAGAAGGGAAAUUUGACAAAUAUGAUUUUAAAAAAUUCUCCUAACUUUGACAACACACCAAGAGCAGUGAAAUCCAACCCAAUCACGAAAUCUCGUAGGAUAAAUUUCACCACAAUACAACAGGAGGGAUCCUCAGAAUCCCCCGCUCCACCUUCCAGAAGAAUCAACCCCACCCCAGUGUCAGGGAAACCAUUCAGGAGGCAGACAAAUGCCUUCAUAGAACAACAGGACUCAGAAAACAAGAACAGUAACUCUAGCUUUGAUCAGAGUCACUUAGAAGAGGAGAGAGAAUUACUCAGGAAAGAAAAAGCUAAGCAUCUUCAAAACAAAGUUGAGAGCAAGUCAGAUGAUUGCAGCUCAACAUCCGUUAGUACACCAACCAAGCUAGCCUUGGACCGUUCUGUCAGCACAGUGGAAAUAGUUACUGCUGAUAUUAAAGAGGUCACACACAAGAUUGAACUCGAUAAAUUGGUACAACUGUACUCAGAAUGUCUCAGUGAGAAUCUGUUUCCUAACCUCUCUAUGGAGCUGUACUUCCUGAUGCAGUUGUUGACGACUCGUAGUGUAGACCUGGACUUGAUAGCUGUUUGUGGAGAAGAUGUUUUGGAAAAUAAUUUCUUUUGUUCUGUCCACAAUGCUGUAUAUUUUGCUGUUGGUGUUCUGAAAAGACAGAAAAGAUUACUUCAGUGCCUUGAUAAAGUGACCUUGAGACUGUUGUCAGAGAACACCAGAAUUUCUCACUUUUCUCCUGAUCUAAGUCAUUGGUUGAUGAUCAUUGUUGAAAGCAAGAACCAACAGGUCGGUCCCAUUUAUCCCAAGUCUCCCAUUGGAAGUGUGUCUUUCCAAGCAGAAACUGACAAUAGGAAAAACUUUCCUGAUGAUAGAACAUUUCAUUUAUUCAAAAAACAAAGGGAUGGAUUCUAUGAGAUUCUGAGGGAGUGGGAAACCAACCACAUGGUGCCGGGCUGGUCUGUCAGUGAUGUGCUAAGGAACAAAAUCCGGGCCUUGAUCAGCUCCAAGACAGAACUCUCCAACCACCUCCACUUUGCCAGACUGUUUCAAUCUCAGCUUAUCGCCAUGUGUAAAGGAGACAGUGGUUUAAUGGCUGACUCUGGUGAUGACAAUAUUGCUUUGUUAACUCAGUUAAAGCGUUCUAAUCCAGAAAAGUUUAAAAAACUGCAGGAGAGAUUUUCUAAGCCAUUAAGUUUUGGAGGCCCUUGUCCUGUCCCAGCCUUCCCUGGGUGUCAGGAAUUCUUCCACGAUUUCAUCAUUGCUGCAUCCAGCACUAUUUUUAACCAGCAUUUGAGUGAUACUUUUGCAUCAAAAAUUCUUGAGUUGAAUUCAAUAUGUUUUCUCCCUGAAGAAGAAACUGGAAAUGAAGAUUCUGAUGAUGAACAGAAAGAGUUAUUUAUUUCUAGUCUCUUCACCCUGAGGCUUCUUGGAAAGUUCCUUGGCUUUGUGACCUUUCUACCUUAUCAAACAACCACAAAACUGCCAGAUGAAAUGGAGGCCAUGUAUCUGUCAAUAAGGAAAAAUCACCUGCCAUACUUGGACCUAGUGGAGUGCAUUAAGGAGGCCCUGUCCCUCCAUCGCCUUACCCUCACCAUCCCCUGGGUGGUGGAGUUCCUAAGCAUGAUGGACGUGGUAGCCCCCAAAAUUGACCACUUCCAGCUGACUCUAUUCUUACUAUUACUUAUUCAUAGAUCAUGUUGGAGAGAAUUGAAGCAUGAGAAUUAUGGUUGCCUCCUUAUUGUAACAAUGAUAAGCUGGUUGUUAGAUCUUUCAGUCAUACCAGAGGGCUUCUUCUUUGUUGAAAUUCCUCAUGAUGUGUUGGAUAUUUUACCAGAUGUUCAAAGGAAGUCUACAUUACAGCUGGACACCAUGGGAUUUGUUGAUCAAAGCGUGUUCUACUCCUGCUGUCCAUAUUUAUUAGAACUCAGAACCCUGUUGACGGAGUUUGCUGUGGGCUGUAGCAGUAAAACAUCUACCAUCAGGAAAAUCACUCCCGUAUCAGCCGAGGAUACUACCAUCCCUAAACCAUCAGAUGUUCAAAUUCAGUUACAACUGGAGGAGAAUUUCUUCCACAAUCACCCAGCCUCUCUGAGGAGAUGUGUGGAUUUUGUGGCCGAGCGAACAGCAUCUAACUUCAUCAAGAAGUUCCGCUCCACCUCCCUACAGAAAUCCCUGGGGGACAGUAGGGAGGCAUUGAACACACACCUCAUGUCACAGGCUGGGGGCUCUCCUAGCGGGAAAGCAAAGGACAAGUUGCAGCAUGAUAUCUUGAAAAUUGCACAGGAUCAUGUUGCACAGGCCAAACUCACGGUGGCCAAAGAUGUAGGCAG
This is a messenger RNA of Saccostrea cuccullata (small rock oyster), 2357 nucleotides long. RefSeq names its product codanin-1-like. Lineage: Eukaryota; Metazoa; Mollusca; Bivalvia; Ostreida; Ostreidae. Gene Ontology annotation, cellular component: nucleus. Gene Ontology annotation, biological process: chromatin organization. The transcript is spliced from 18 exons. The record is from RefSeq and is a predicted model, not a curated record. The annotation marks the transcript as partial.